Filobasidium floriforme is the source of this 297-nucleotide messenger RNA. RefSeq lists its product as uncharacterized. The annotation marks the transcript as partial. Gene Ontology annotation, biological process: nucleolar large rRNA transcription by RNA polymerase I; transcription initiation at RNA polymerase I promoter. The transcript has a single exon. Gene Ontology annotation, molecular function: rDNA binding; RNA polymerase I general transcription initiation factor activity. NCBI's taxonomy places the organism in Eukaryota, Fungi, Basidiomycota, Tremellomycetes, Filobasidiales, Filobasidiaceae. The record is from RefSeq and is a predicted model, not a curated record. Gene Ontology annotation, cellular component: RNA polymerase I upstream activating factor complex.
UCCCCUCACGUCCCCCCGACAGGCGUGUUAUGGUCCGACCAGGAGACGCAGACCUUCUUCGGAAGUCUCGCCAGGAGAUCGAGGUGGCGGCCAGACCUCAUCAGCCAAGACCUAGGAGGAUCUAAAUCCGAAUCAGAGAUCGGAUGGUUGAUCGACUCGCUUCGCCUGCUGAGCGAGAUCGAACGGGCCAAACGUCCCGAUCGAGGCACUGAGGAGAAUUCGAUCUGGAAGGAAGGCUUCGCUCCCUGUGUCAGGGAAGUAUCGGAAGGCUGGAUCGAGAGGGAAGAAGACCUCGCC